AUGAAUAAAUCAGGUCAUCAGGUGGAGGAGGAUCUAGGCCGUCAUCCAUACAGCUCCAAGGAGACGUUGGCUCUAUACACCUCUUGGCUCACCGUCUCGUACGAUCCCAUCGUCGGGAAUCAACAAAACAAAUUGUGCUUUUGGCAGAAGGUCACAGAGCUUUACACAGAUUCAAAGCCAAGGGGGAGUCACCCCCGCACCGUGAAGAUGCUCCGCAGUCAUUGGGACCGGGUCGACAAAGAUGUCAAAAAGUUUUGCGCGGUCUACAGGGGUGAAGCAGAGCAUUACCAAAGCGGAGCCAGUGAAGCCGACAUUCUGCGAGCAGCGAUGCGCGUCUUUAAAGACGACGUCAAAAAAGAUUUCAAACAUAUCGAUGUUUGGCAGCUGGUCAGAAAUGAAGAUCGGUGGGCUGGCGGUGUCCAGUCCUCGAGCUCGAAACGUACGAAGCACACGGGGGUGGCUACUCGUCUAGUGAGGGCGGCGGAUCAGGCAACGCCUCACAUGAGACUGAAGCCGGUGGCUCCUCCUCCGGUUCACGACGUCGGCCGCAAGGGACCAAGGCGGCGAAGGCGGCUAGAGGGAGAGGGAAGGGGAAGGGGAAGAGUCGAGGCGAAUCGAGCCAGCGCGGGCGCGGGCAUGGGCUCGAACACUUCCCUGUGGUUCGUAUACAUGCUCUCCAUGAUGGCUGACACUUCCAAGAUGACGCCUACCCAAUACGAACAUCAUGUUCUCGGAAUGCAGGCGAUGGCAAGGCAACUUGGUCUUCAGCCGGGUGCACCGCCGCCGGCUUCGGGGGAUGAUUCGCCGGCGGAGUAG
This is a messenger RNA of Salvia hispanica, 816 nucleotides long. The record is from RefSeq and is a predicted model, not a curated record. Lineage: Eukaryota; Viridiplantae; Streptophyta; Magnoliopsida; Lamiales; Lamiaceae.